Molecule: messenger RNA, 1792 nt
Organism: Sorex fumeus (smoky shrew)
Lineage: Eukaryota; Metazoa; Chordata; Mammalia; Eulipotyphla; Soricidae
Gene: ERCC8
Product: ERCC excision repair 8, CSA ubiquitin ligase complex subunit
Exons: 12
Coding region: 53-1243 (396 amino acids)
Biological process (GO): transcription-coupled nucleotide-excision repair; protein polyubiquitination; proteasome-mediated ubiquitin-dependent protein catabolic process
Cellular component (GO): Cul4A-RING E3 ubiquitin ligase complex; nucleotide-excision repair complex
Molecular function (GO): protein binding
Source: RefSeq, a predicted model, not a curated record
CCGAGGUCUGUCAUGGCGGCGCCCAGCGGACGAGCCGGCGCGGAGGAAAGGAAUGCUAGGGUUCUUGGUGGCGCGACAAGCGGGUUUGGACGACCCGCUUCGCCUGCGGAGGGCGGAGUCCACCCGGAGGGUUUUGGGCCUGGAGUUAAACAAAGACCGAGAUGUUGAAAGGAUCCAUAGCAGCGGAGUCAACACCCUUGACAUUGAGCCUGUUGAGGGGAGAUAUAUGUUAUCAGGUGGUUCGGAUGGUGUGAUUGUACUUUAUGAUCUUGAGAAUUCCAGCAGACAGCCGUAUUACACAUGUAAAGCAGUGUGUUCCGUUGGCAGAAGCCAUCCUGAUGUUCACAAGUACAGUGUGGAGACUGUGCAGUGGUACCCUCAUGACACUGGCAUGUUCACGUCAAGCUCAUUUGAUAAGACUCUGAAAGUGUGGGACACAAAUACUUUACAAACUGCAGAUAUAUUUAAUUUUGAAGAAACUGUUUAUAGUCAUCAUAUGUCUCCAGUCGCCACCAAGCAUUGUUUGGUAGCAGUUGGUACCCGAGGACCCAAAGUACAACUUUGUGACUUAAAGUCUGGAUCCUGUUCGCACAUUCUACAGGGUCACAGGCAAGAAAUACUGGCGGUUUCCUGGUCACCACGUUAUGAAUACAUCUUGGCUACUGCAAGUGCAGACAGUAGAGUCAAAUUAUGGGACGUGAGGAGAGCAUCAGGGUGCUUGAUUACACUUGAUCAGCAUAACGGGAAAAAGUCACAAGCUGCUGAAUCAGCAAACACUGCUCAUAAUGGGAAAGUUAAUGGCUUAUGUUUUACAAGUGAUGGGCUUCACCUCCUCACUGUGGGCACAGAUAAUCGAAUGAGGCUUUGGAACAGUUCCAGUGGAGAAAACACACUUGUGAACUAUGGAAAAGUUUGUAAUGAGAGUCGAAAAGGAUUGAAAUUUACUGUCUCCUGUGGCUGCAGUUCAGAAUUUGUUUUUGUACCAUACGGUAGCACCAUUGCUGUUUAUACAAUUUACUCAGGAGAACAGAUAACUAUGCUUAAGGGACAUUAUAAAAACGUUGACUGCUGUGUGUUUCAAUCUAAUUUCCAGGAACUUUAUAGUGGUAGCAGAGAUUGCAAUAUUCUUGCUUGGGUUUCAUCUUUAUAUGAGCCAGUACCUGACAGUGAUGAGACUACAAGCAAAUCACAAUUAAAUCCUGCGUUUGAAGAUGCCUGGAGCAGCAGUGAUGAGGAAGGAUGACUAUCAAUCGUAGUGCUUGGUGUCUCUAUUGGUGGGAUAGUUCUCAGAUAGAACUACUUGGGGACUUCUGUAAAAACCUAAUUCCAGUGAUGGCGGAAUUACCUUGAUUUGGGGUGUUUUUUCCUCCCUUGAUUUAAAAUGAAGUUAGAAUAUGCCUGAAGUCCUACAACAGUUUACCAUGUAGUUUAAACAAAAUACACCCCCUAGAGCCCAGCCCCCUUUGCCACCACAUGAGGAGACACGUCACGGUGCUCUGCCCUCCGUGGUGGCCCUGCAGCCUCCUCCCCAGUCUGGGCCUGGGUGCUGCAGACUGAGGAUCAGCAAGUAGAGAGCCUUAGACUUGACUUUCUCCUCCUGGCUGUGUCAUCAGCUGCUCAGUUUCGUCUCCUCAUCAUUCAUGCUCCUUCCCAUUGAGGAGGAUAGUAUCAGAAAAUAAUAGUUCAAGAGGUGUCGUCAGAAUUCUUUUACUCUUAUUCAUGGAUUCCGUUUUAAACUGAUUUUACUUAUCCACCAUCUAGAUUUUUGUUAAAUAUUUUGGGACUCUGCUUA